Messenger RNA from Anisakis simplex (herring worm), 768 nucleotides. The record is from the annotation of a GenBank genome assembly. Lineage: Eukaryota; Metazoa; Nematoda; Chromadorea; Rhabditida; Anisakidae.
GUAGCUGGCAACGUAGCCGAUUCACUCUCACAAAUAUUUCUGCUCACACCACGACCUGAGGUCCGGAAUCGUGCCUAUGAGCUGCUAGGCGCAAGCAAUGCUCGACAGUUCGCAAGUGCUGUGGAAAAACACAUCAAUAGAUAUCUGGAAGUUGCAAGAGGCGAAAUGAACGAUAGAAGGUCGAUUCUGGAGAUUCGGAAAGAACGUGAUGCAGCAAAAGCAUUGAUGAACUCUUUCAUUCACCAAACGGUACGUAUUAAAUCCGGAAACAUUCCAAAGCCACAGACAUGGGCGAUACGUAUUCAGUGCGAUUUCUAUUGGUGUUCGUUGGUACAUAAGACACGAGUUCAGGUUUCUGGCGAUCAAGUAGUACCUGAUUCAUUAUGUUCACGUUUAAAUUCCGUCACGCAAAGCACUGAUUUAAUGCCAUUGACAUCCGCUAAUUCUUCACAACAAUUGUUUCUGAACAAUGCAUGUAUCUCACAGCGGAAAUCGGGCUCAGAAAUGGAUUUCACGGAUACCGGAGAUAAUGGCAAAGGGGAAUUUAGUGAUUCAGUAUCAAAAGAUUCAGCAGAUGAUUUCUCAUCCAGCGAUCAUCAGCGAUAUUCAGAAAGCAACGAAACCAAUGAUUUUUCGCAACCGGGAACUGAAAAUGGAGAAUUUUCAUGUACAGAAACCACGAGAAAAGAGAUUUCAAUAGAGAGAGUGUAUGAUGCAAUGGUGCCUUUGGUUCAUAAUCAGGCAUCGAAUAAUAAUUUAUUCUUUUGA